UCCCAGCGUGCAACAGGACGGCGGAGGCAGCCAACCGGCGGUCGCUGAUUGGCGCCAUUUCCGUGGAGGGGGACGGCGGUAAGGCCUGUGAUCAUGGCGUUGUUCCCAGCCUUUGCGGGCGUUGACGAGGCUCCCGGUAGCGGGGGCUCUAGGAAAGAAUUGGACUGGCUGAGCAACCCCAGCUUCUGUGUUGGAGCGAUAACAUCGUUGAACCAAGAAGCCAAGGAGGCCGCAGCCCUUGUUUCCAGAGGCUCCGCACUGACAAGGAGUCCUCUGAAAUCAGAGCCAUCAGAUGAGAGUGACCCUCACAUAAAGCUUGCACAAGUAAGCAGGAAAAAGAAGAAGGAGAAAAAGAAAAAAAGGAAGCAUCAGCACUACAAGAAGACGAAGAGGAAACAUGGGCAGUCGGAUAGCAGUGACUCCGAGCCAGAUACUGACUCUGGAAAGGACGGCUCGAACAGAGGCGUCAGGGGUAGUCAGAGGGAAUCUGAGAAAGCCAGUCAAGGAAGUAAUGCUGCCGCUGAUGCUGGACAUCACUCUAUUUGGCUUGAGGACAUCCAGACUGUGACAGGAGAGCUCUUUAGGACAGAUAAGAAACCAGAUCCCGCGAACUGGGAGUAUAAGUCUCUUUACAGAGGGGACAUAGCAAGAUAUAAAAGGAAAGGAGACUCCUGCCUGGGCAUUAACCCUAAGAAGCAGUGUGUGUCUUGGGAAGGGGUUUCCACGGCCAAGAAGCAGCCACGCAAGCACACUGAACGCUAUUUUACGAAGAAGAGUGUGGGAUUAAUGAACAUUGAUGGCAUCGCUGUUACCAGUAAAACAGAGCCUCCUUCCUCGGAGCCAGUCUCGUUUAUCCCGGUGAAGGACUCAGAAGAUGUCGCUGCUCCUGUAACCAGCUGGUUGAAUCCGCUGGGCAUUUAUGAUCAGUCAACCACACAGUGGUUACAAGGACAGGGUCCUUCAGAGCCAGAAUCAAAGCAGCCAGAUUCCCAGGCAGACAGAGAGAGCGCUGUUCUCAAGGCCAAGGUGGAGGAGUUUAACAGGAAGGUUCGGGAGAAUCCUCGGGAUAUUCAGCUGUGGAUGGCAUUUGUGGCUUUUCAGGACGAGGUCAUGAAGAGCCCCGGCCUGUACGCCAUGGAGGAGGGAGAGCAGGAGAAGCGGAAGAAGUCCCUGAAGCUCGUCCUGGAGAAGAAGCUGGCCAUCCUGGAGCGGGCCGUGGAGAGUAACCCGAGCAGCGUGGAGCUGAAGCUGGCCAAGCUGAAGCUGUGCGCCGAGUUCUGGGAGCCUCCCAUGCUGGUCAAGGAGUGGCAGAAGCUGAUCUUUCUGCAUCCCAACAACACCGUCCUGUGGCAGAAGUACCUUUUGUUUUGCCAGAGCCAGUUUAGCACCUUCUCCAUUUCGAAGAUCCACGCCCUUUAUGGAAAGUGCUUGAGCACGCUGUCUGCGGUGAGGGACGGCAGCAUCCUGUCGCACCCUGCCUUGCCCGGCACAGAAGAGGCCAUGUUUGCACUCUUUCUUCAGCAGUGCCAUUUUCUGCGGCAGGCCGGCCACUCGGAGAAGGCCGUCUCUUUGUUCCAGGCCAUGAUUGAUUUUACCUUCUUCAAACCUGACAGCGUGAAAGAUCUUCCUACCAAAGUACAGGUGGAAUUCUUUGAGCCCUUCUGGGAUAGCGGAGAGCCGCGGCCUGGGGAGAAGGGCGCCCGGGGCUGGCGGGCGUGGAUGCACCAGCAGGAGCGGGGCGGCUGGGUGGUCAUCAACCCAGAUGAGGAUGAGGAUGAACCAGAAGAGGACGAACAGGAGAUAAGAGACAAAACUCUGCCCAGGUGGCAGAUCUGGCUUGCUGCUGAGCGUUCCCGAGACCAGAGGCACUGGAGGCCCUGGCGCCCUGAUAAGACGAAGAAGCAAACCGAAGAAGACUGUGAGGAUCCCGAGAGACAGGUGUUGUUUGAUGACAUUGGACAAUCCCUGAUCAGACUGGCCAGCGAAGACCUGCGGUUCCAGCUGAUUGAGGCCUUUCUGCAGUUUUUGGGUGUGCCCUCCGGUGCCGUCCCUCCAGCCGCCUGCCUUUACCUGGCCAUGGAUGAGAACAGCAUCUUUGAUAACAGACUCUAUGAGGAAAAGCCCUUGACUUUUUUCAGCCCUUCGUUUUCUGGCGUCAGCUGUGUCGGCCACAUGGAGCGGUUGGGCUGUCCUCGCUGGUCCAGGGGUCACAGUCGAGAGGGCGAGGAGUUCAUCCGCAACAUCUUCCACCUUGUGAUGCCUGUAUUUUCAGGCAAGCAGAAGUCUCAGCUCUGCUCCUCCUGGUUACGGUAUGAGACUGCAAAGGUUAUAUGGUGUCUACACACUAAAAACAAGAAGAGGUUAAAGUCCCAGGGGAAGAACUGCAAAAAACUAGCCAAGAAUCUCCUUAAGGAGCCAGAAAACCGCAACAAUUUUUGUCUCUGGAAGCAGUAUGCACAUCUGGAGUGGUUGCUAGGCAACAUAGAGGAUGCCAGAAAAGUUUUUGAUACAGCGGUCAGCAUGGCAGGCAGCAGUGAGCUGAAAGACCGGGAGCUGUGCGAACUCAGUCUGCUCUAUGCUGAGCUGGAGGUAGAGCUGUUGCAGGACUUGCGAGGGGCCGCCACAGGCCGGGCUGUUCACAUACUGACCAGGCUGACCGAGAGCACUUCCUACGGCCCCUACACCGGGCAGGUCUUGGGCACUCAGGUUCUGAAAGCUCGGAAGGCUUAUGAGCACGCACUACAGGACUGUCUGGGUGAGAACUGUGUCUCUGGUGCGGCUGCUGCUGACUCCUUGGACUGCCUGAGUAGCUUGGUGAAAUGCUUUAUGCUCUUCCAGUAUUUGACCGUAGGGAUUGACGCUGCUGUGCGGAUAUAUGAGCAGCUUUUCAUCAAACUGAAGGGCUUCGUUGUCCCAGAAGGCCCUGGCCUGGAGGACGGUGCCAGCUCCCAGAGUUGGAGCAGUGUUCUGGAAGCUGUCACCCUGAUGCACACAAGUCUGCUGAGAUUCCACAUGAAAGUUAGUGUUCAUCCUCUGAGUCCGCUGCGGGAGGCGCUCUCGGAGGCUUUAAAGCUGUAUCCAGGCAACCAGGUUCUUUGGUGGUCAUACGUACAGAUUCAAAAUAAGUCCCACAGUGCUAGCAAGACCAGAAGGUUUUUUGAUUCCCUCACCAGGUCUGCCAAACCCUUGGAGCCUUGGUUGUUUGCAAUUGAAGCUGAGAAAAUGAGGAAAAGACUGGUGGAAACUGUUCAGAGGGUAGAUGGCAGAGAGGUCCAUGCCACCAUCCCCGAGACUGGCUUAACACAUCGGAUCAAAGCCCUGUUUGAAAAUGCAAUGCGGAGUGACAGUGGCAGCCAGUGCCCCUUACUAUGGAGGAUGUAUUUGAAUUUCCUGGUUUCCUUAGGAAACAAAGAAAGAAGCAAAGGCGUGUUCUACAAAGCACUUCAGAACUGUCCUUGGGCAAAGGUGUUGUACCUGGAUGCUGUGGAGUACUUUCCCGACCAGCUGCAGGAGAUCCUGGAUCUGAUGACCGAGAAGGAGCUCCGCGUGCGCCUGCCCCUGGAGGAGCUGGAGCUCCUGCUGGAGGACUAGGGCGCCAGGCGUGUGUGCGCUCUUUCCCAGGCAUUUCCUCCAGCACCGGUGUGGGACAUGUGCACCACACAGAGGCUGUUGUUUACACAUUAUAUAUGUGACUCUGCGAACAAAGACGAAGACUCGUGUUGAUGGAUAAUGAAACCUUUAGUGAUUGAGGGGUGUGCAGCUUCCUGUUCCUCUGCUCCUCCGCCCAGCCAGCGUAGCCCGUCCUGGUGCAGCCUCUUCAGGCAUGCUCGGGAGGUCCUGCUGAGUCAGAAGCCGCCCUCUGCCCAAGCCCAGGUGCUUAUGGGUCAGCAGAGCGCGGGAAGUGCUACCCAGAGCAUGAGCACCCCUCUGCAGGAAGCGUGUUAUUGACCCCAGCCCAGAGUGUGACAUCCACGACCACCACCUUCCCCCAGCCAAGCCGUGCAUGUCCGGGUGCUCCUUGGACUCUCCUGCUGAGAGGAGAAGUGGGCACAUUCUGGUUUGUGUCUGAGCUGUGGAUGAUGAAGAGAUCUGCAGUGCUGCAGAGACCUGCAGUGCAGUCAUUUCCAAGGUUAACAGGACGGGGACAGGGGCUCGCCUGCGUUCCUGAGCUUGCUGCCAAGUGGGUAGCUGCUCUCUGGCUCUGUCGGUUUUUCUUAAUCCUUAUCCAUGGAGCCACCAAAGACUUGGAUUUCUUUACCACCUCAUCCAGAAGCCAGUGCUGUGGAACAUAAUUUUGGGAAGAAAUUGAUGGACAUAGUUGGGGAAAAAAGAAGAGAGGCAAUAGCUGGGGGUUUAGCUUAGCAGCCUAAGUGCCUGCUUGGCAAACGCGAGGUCAUGAGUUCGAUCCCCAGUACCAAAAAAAAAAGUUUACACAUUAAAAAAAAAAAAAAAAUAAGAGAGGCAAAGGAACUACAGCGCUUUCUAGGGCAGUGUCUUAACACACAGAAGAACGCUGGCCAGCCGGCCCUGUCUCUGCCCAUGCUGCAGACUGCUGUGUGGCGGCUUCUCUGCUGCCUCACAUGAGCUGAGAGCUGGAUGCUGUGAUGGGCAGGACUGUGGGGACUCGGGCUGUACGGAAAUGAGAGAGAACAGAGCUUUCCGGGCUGCCCACGAGGAGAACGUUGCCACCCUCGCCUGUGUGUGCAGGCAGAAGCCCAGGACCAAGCUGCGUCCAUAUGAAUGCCCUGGUCCCCUGCUGCUUCCACGUCUCCCACUUGGGUAGAACAUGGCAGGGAGAGGCCUGUGGCCAAUUGGUGCCUCAGUGUUGGUGGGAGUCUGUACCCUGGGAGCUUGGGGUGGGCUGUGCAUGUGGGCAGUGAACCCCGUGGACCUCACCUCUGCAGCACCUCAGAUCGAUCACUCACACUGUUUGCCAAAUGGGGAGAGAGGUUUAAAAAUACCAGGUAUUCUCUGUGGGUAAAGAUGGUAUAGAAAAAGGGAUGGUGAGAUACUCAUUGUUAGGAUUUUUAAAAGCCUGUUGGAGCCAGCAGGGCAGCGCAUGCCUGUCAUUGCAGCUCUCUGGGAGGCUGAAUCGAAAGGACCACAAGUUUGAGCCCAGCCUGGACAACCGGACUCACCAAGACCCUUGCCUCAAGGAUGUGGAGUGGGGCGGGGUAUGUGUGAAGGCUCUGGGUUCAAUCUGCAGCACUAUAAAGAAUUUUUUUUUUAAAA
Cavia porcellus (domestic guinea pig) is the source of this 5232-nucleotide messenger RNA. It is a transcript of the gene Nrde2, whose product is annotated as NRDE-2, necessary for RNA interference, domain containing. The record is from RefSeq and is a predicted model, not a curated record. NCBI's taxonomy places the organism in Eukaryota, Metazoa, Chordata, Mammalia, Rodentia, Caviidae. Gene Ontology annotation, cellular component: catalytic step 2 spliceosome. The transcript is spliced from 14 exons. Gene Ontology annotation, molecular function: protein binding. Gene Ontology annotation, biological process: regulatory ncRNA-mediated heterochromatin formation; negative regulation of RNA catabolic process. Bases 94 to 3591 code for a protein of 1165 amino acids.